This is a messenger RNA of Trypanosoma brucei brucei TREU927, 510 nucleotides long. RefSeq lists its product as hypothetical. The transcript has a single exon. Lineage: Eukaryota; Euglenozoa; Kinetoplastea; Trypanosomatida; Trypanosomatidae. The record is from RefSeq and is a predicted model, not a curated record. The coding region runs from base 1 to 510 and encodes 169 amino acids.
AUGUGGCGGGUGAAACCCUUAGUUUGGUUGGCUGCUCGCGAUGUCAACACCCUCCGUACUGUCUCUUCACUUCACUCCCGAACCCGGCAAGAGGAUGUCACCAUCAGUGGAAAUGACAAAGUGACAAGAAAUAGGGAGCGUAACUACGCAGCGGCACCGUCUGGAUGCUUUCGCUUUGAUUUACCGACUGCAUCGCUGCAUUCGGAACUUUCAAGAGGCCGUCGUUAUGAUGUACCGAAGGGAAAAUCAUGUAGCGGCCAAUGGGCCUCAAAAGGUAAAAUAUGCACAACUACCAAUAAUGGGAGAGCUGCAGUGGGAACAGGUAAGGAACCUUCAAUGGGACCGCUUCCAUCUUCCCGGAGUUCCGGCACCCGAUUCCCAGUUGAUUAUCGACGGAUGAAAGAGUCUCACAAGGUGGAGGCUGGUAAUGCUGUGAAUUCAACAAUAUCGAGUAGUGACAGCAGGGCACCGUCGAAACGAAUUAGUGUUCGAGUCAUCGCUUUGGAGUAA